Messenger RNA from Drosophila gunungcola (fruit fly), 2015 nucleotides. RefSeq lists its product as uncharacterized. The record is from RefSeq and is a predicted model, not a curated record. The coding region runs from base 975 to 1799 and encodes 274 amino acids. NCBI's taxonomy places the organism in Eukaryota, Metazoa, Arthropoda, Insecta, Diptera, Drosophilidae. The transcript has a single exon.
GGCUCGUUCCGACUUAUAUACUACCUGCAAUAGAAAGACAACUUUUGGGAAAGUUUCAUGCAGAUAGCUUUAAAACUGAGAGACUAGUUUGCAUAUAAACGGACGGACAGACGGACAGACGGACAGACGGACAGACGGACAGACGGACAUGGCUAGAUCGACUCUCCUAGUGAUGCUGAUCAAGAAUAUAUAUACUUUAUAGGGUCGGAAACGUCUCCUUCACUGCGUUGCAAACUUCUGACUGAAAUUAUAAUACCCUCUGCAAGGGUAUAAUAAACUCUAGCCCGCCAAGAGGCUCUCGAUCCCGCAGUUUGGCUCCGCCCCCAACAUUAUCCCCAUCGAGCACCCUGCUGAGCUGCAAUUUCGGACGAGGCGCCACGGAAUAUGAGACUGUGGCCGCCCGCCAGACUUUACAAGUGUUUUCCGUCCAUUUUAUGGACCAGCUCCUUUCCCCACUGGGUCUGUAAUGGAAUUAAAGGCGUAAUGCAAUACAGCUGGCAAAGUUUUUGCAGCGGUUAUUUCCAUGGGCUCUCGUUACUGUUCGUUCUUUUGCCUGCCAGUAGCCGUCGUCGCUUCUCUAGACAGGCAUUAAAUUUAAUUAAUAUCUUCUGUUUUUUAACAGAGUGAGGUCCUCAAAAAAUGUGAUACUGUUCGCUGUUGUUUCUUUUGGCGCUUAUUGUUAUUUAAUCUAUGUCAGAUUGAUUCAGAGAAUUGAUUAAAUUUGUUUAAGCCAUUACAAUUAGUUGCAACCUAAUUAGUUAAGUUUCUUAGAGCCGUUUCUGUUUUAGUUUUGCAAAGGGUAUUAUAAUUUCAAAGCAGUAAAGGAGACACGUCCGACCCUUUAAAUUAAAUUUAAUUAAAUCGCACACUCUAUUUUUAGUUGGCCAUGCAUUUGCCUUUAAAAUCAUUAGGCUACAGCUAAUCCAGAAGUCUACAGCUCACCCAGAAAGCAAGCUAAUUUAUAUUUUUUCAAAAUGAAAAAGAUUGCUAAAAAUUCUUCAACACCUGAGGCUUCUUCCAUUUGUACUGCCCAGCCGGCGGCGACAUCCACGCCGACUAACUUAAUCCGUAGAAGUCCAAGGUUGAUGUCUCUCCGAAGGGAUUCGACAGCAUCGGGUGACUCGUCUUUGGUGAGCCGUAUACCACUAACAUUCGCGGGUAUCAAGGGUCGAAGGCCGAUUCGUGCAUAUAACACCCCAAAGAAGACCACUCAGAGAGCGCCGAGGACCCCGAAUCAACCGAGUUCCCCGGUGUUCCCAAAGAUUGUCAAAAAGACAAUGAAGACGCCAAUGAAGACAUCAAACCACUCACCAACCGAGUCUCCCAAGAAUUCGCCAGUGAAGUCUCCAAAUAAACUAGAGUUUUCUCCUAAGCCAGAUUCCCCUGAAGCUGGCACCAGUUCAGCUUUGUCGGCACAACAGAAUGGAAGAAAGCGGACUCUAUUCCAAGGAUCCUCAACAUCGACAGGCUUCGAAACGCCCACAAAACGAGCCCGACUCUCAGUUUUAAAAGUGAACAUGGUAUCGCCUUUCUCCAUGAAUCGUAACAAGGAAAUAAAGUCCGUGGUCGUAGAUGGUGAUAGCCGCUCUGAAGUGUCCUACGAGAUCCCACCCAACGUGGACCAGCAAGUCGUGUUGCCGGAACUUCAUGAGGGGCUAGUGGAGCCAGAGAACCAGAUUCAGGAGGAUUCAUUCCCGAUUCAAAUUGAGGCAAGGGAGUGCCGCGAAACGUCAACCAACACAGACAUUUCGAUUCCACCAAAUGGAAAUACCCUUCGUAAGGGAUGCAGCAUCAUGUAAAAUCCAAACAUUACAGAUUACAUAGUUGAAAUUUGAUUCUUCAAAAGCACAGACAUUCCGGAUAAAUACCUUCCCUACUUGUCUCAAGAAAAUGUAAAUUUUGUUCAGGAUCAUGAAUACAUUUAAAAAGAAGAAAACGAUACAUAUCCACCUGAUUAACUUGUUACGCAAAUUAAAAAAUAAUCGUAUUCUACCAAUUCCGGAGAAUCGAUAUGA